Penicillium diatomitis is the source of this 3015-nucleotide messenger RNA. RefSeq lists its product as uncharacterized. The record is from RefSeq and is a predicted model, not a curated record. Gene Ontology annotation, biological process: post-transcriptional regulation of gene expression. Bases 1 to 3015 code for a protein of 1004 amino acids. The transcript has 5 exons. Gene Ontology annotation, cellular component: cytoplasm. Gene Ontology annotation, molecular function: mRNA binding. Lineage: Eukaryota; Fungi; Ascomycota; Eurotiomycetes; Eurotiales; Aspergillaceae.
AUGGCCUUCAAACAUGGGCUGAGUGAACGCCUCGAUGAGCUUCGGUUUCCGUCUCCUCGCUCUCCGCCGUCGGAGUCGGUCUUUCCAGGAUAUACUUCGCUCUCCCCCGGUCAUUCCAACUUUGGCUCGGGGUUUUCGCGACCAUCGGCAGACGUAAGAGGUAACUUACAGCGCCGAUUCACCACGGAUUCCAGCAAAUUGUCAUCAUCAUGGAACUAUCUCAGUUCUGGCCCUGCACAGAUGCCAGAUCACCUUGAUCUGCUCUCUUCAUUCGAGAAAAAACGCCAGCACAUUGAAUAUAUGAGGCAGCAGAAACGCCGUUUCGAAGAAGACAUGAAGCUUCUAGACAUGCAACAUGAGAAGGAGAAGAUCGAGAUGGAUCAGCUUGCCCGGGAUUUGGCCAAAGCUGGGCUUUCCGGGCCAGUCAGUGAACCAAGGACCCCUCCAGAGCACUCGGAGUCUCUCGCUUCUUCCAUUGCUCGCCCCGGACGGUUCGCCUCGUCGAGCGUGACCUCUUCCCCAGGUUUCUUCUCAGCGUUCGCUCCCUCUUCACAAGUCACGUCCCCUCAGGCUCUUUCCCAGCCAAAUCACCAGACCGUUGACCGCUUUGCUGGCCACUCGCUGCCCGGUUCCCGUCGAAAUUCAGAGAAGGAAGAGAUUGCUAUCGAUAGCGGUCCCUUUCGUCCAGGACCAUCAUUACAUCGAUACUCACUUCCAAGCAAUAACUUCAGCACCACCUCUCGACAGUCUUCCACCAUGCCGGGGUAUAAACCCAGCUCUGGUGUGGAUUCUUUCGCUGCUACGAAGCAUCUGUUCCCGAGCGAAGAUCACCACUUGCAGGUUCUGAGAGACGACGAACGCCUGUCCACCCCUGAUAUCAAAGGAUACAUCAAGAUGACGGAGCCGAGUGAUGAUCCGUACCCCGCGCUGACUCGAGAGACAGGUUCCAACUUGCUGGCUACAUCCGCUGAGCCCCGGGAAUUCGUCAUGACUCGUGCUAACCCCAGUGGUGAGAGUUUUGCUCAUCAUAGCCGCCACCGCCUGAGUCACCAGAGCAUGCCCAGCAUGCCGCAAGACUUCAUUGGCAACAUGCGCUUUGAUAUGACGACUACUUCUCCUCCUGGGGACCGUAGCAGCGUAGCUCAUGCCCGUCACAUUUCACUGGAAGGGGGCGGCGCGAACGUUCCCUACCCGAUUGGGCAAUCCUCGCCUGCAGCCCUCGCUGCGCUCUCGUCACCUCGCCCCGCCGCGCCGCAGGGUUCGUACUCCACCAAUGACCUGCCAACGGUCAAGGGAGGCUUCGAUGCGCCAGUGAUUCCACGUAAAAGAACCCUUGAGUCCUUCUACAGCCCUGGUCACCAAGGCCACUCUGCUACCGUUGGGUCGCAAGCCGCGAAGAAUCUGAAGUCCGAGACCAGCAAUGACCAUAUGUCAGCUCCAACCACUUUGCAAGCGAGCGCCGUGCCUUUCGGUCCCCAGUUGACAGCUGUCGUUCCCGGCCACGGUAUGGCACAGGCCAUGGUCCCUGCCGGGCUUGGUUUCACCCCGAUGUUCGGCUAUGGACAGUACACUGCCCAGCCCAUGCAGUCUACCAACCAGCUCGCCGCGUUUGGUCAGACUGCUGCCUACGGGGCCUACCCCGGUCAGAUCUAUGCGCCAACUACGUAUCGAUACAAUGAUACUGUGACUCGCGCUGUCCCUGCUUCGCGUCGCCAGCUUGACAGUGAUGCUGGGCAGGCAACUCGAUACGGAAAUUAUCCCCUCGAGCAUUACGAGGGUGAGUUGUACAACCUGUGCAAGGACCAGCACGGUUGUCGUUACUUGCAACGCAAACUGGAGGAACGCAAUCCUGAGCAUGUGCAGCUCAUCUUCAACGAGACCUACAUGCACGUGACCGAGCUUAUGACUGAUCCCUUCGGUAACUACCUGUGCCAGAAAUUGCUCGAGUAUUCGAACGACGACCAGCGUACAGCCUUGAUCAACAAUGCUGCCCCACAGCUUGUUAGAAUCGCACUCAAUCAGCAUGGUACCCGAGCCCUUCAGAAGAUGAUUGAGUUUAUUUCUACCCCCCAGCAGACACAGACUGUGAUUGCUGCCCUGAAAGACCAUGUCGUCGAUUUGGUCAAGGACCUGAACGGUAAUCACGUCAUUCAAAAAUGUCUCAACCGUCUGAAUGCGGAGGAAGCUGAAUUCAUCUACGAGGCUGUUGGGACGCACUGUGUUGUUGUUGGUACUCAUCGCCACGGCUGCUGCGUUCUUCAACGGUGCAUCGAUCAUGCGUCUGGGGAGCAGAAGGCUCGAUUGAUUGCGCAGGUCACCGCGCACUCAUUCACUCUCGUGCAGGACCCGUUCGGUAAUUACGUAGUUCAGUACAUCUUGGAUCUUGCCGAGCCGUGCUUCACCACUCCUCUGUGCCGCGUGUUCGCGAACAACAUCCCCGAGCUGUCCAAACAGAAGUUCAGCUCAAAUGUGAUCGAGAAGUGUCUUCGAACUGCGGAUAGCGACACUCGCCGAGCCAUGAUUGAGGAGAUUCUUUCGGGCAAUGAGCUGGAAGCGAUGCUGCGCGACUCCUUCGCCAACUACGUCGUUCAGACCGCGAUGGACUUUUCUGACGCCGAGACACGCCAAUGCAUCGUCGACGCCAUUCGCCCGAUUUUGCCGUCGAUCCGCCAGACCCCCCAUGGGCGCCGAAUCGCCGGCAAGAUCCUGGCAGCGGAGGGCUCUGGCCGAUCAAGCACUCAGGGAAGCGGACAGGUGACACCGAACGAAGUGACUCCGUCCGCCCAGGCCGCGAACAUGGCCUCCAGGCACUUCUCCGGCUAUGCGGCCGCCAAUCCCACUGGCGCCCCGCAAAUGGCUGCCGGCACGGCCGCAGCGGGUGGACAUGGCUACGCCCCUGCUGCGCCUGAAGCUACACAUGGAGGUACCGUUGAGCGCACCGCAGGCUUGGGCGCGCCUCUUCCAAACGUCAGUGGACGCAGCAGUUCCAAUCAAAUGUACGCCGCUUACUACUAA